AUGAAAAAGAAUGAAGUUGAAGAAAUAUUUUUGCAAAAUAGUAGUUUAACUUUUAAAGGUGCAAAGCAAGAAAAUAUGUUUGAUACCACACAGAAAGAUAUGUUUGGUAUAAAACUACUUUUAAAUAACCUCGGAAAACGUUCUAUUAGUAGGCGAGAAUUGGAGAAUGAAUUAAAGUUUUGGCAAGUGUUUGGUUCUUUAAAGUUAGAAAGAGUUAUAAAUAAACUUUACCCCAAGCGAAUUGCCGAACAGCAUAACAUUGCUUGGAAGGAUACUUUUCUUCAAUGGGACUUGCCGGAUACUGUUGAAGCUGACUUUGCUCUUACAUUAGCACUGCCGAUUUCCCAUAAAACUAAAAGAAAUCCCCAAGAGGUAGCUCGUGAAAUAAUAAAGAUAACUGAUUGUUCUAAUUUAGAACAAACUAUUACUAAGCAAGGUUAUAUUAAUUUUUGUUUCCCUAUUUCUUAUUAUCAAAAAUUUUUUAAAGAGACGUUGGAAAAUGAAGGUCGGAAUCUCCGAGGCGAAGAAAAAGAUAUUCGCCUAAAUUUAGAAUAUGUUUCAGCCAAUCCAACUGGUUAUUUACAUUUAGCACAUUUUCGCCAUGCGGUUAUUGGUAAUACCUUGGCUAAUGUUUAUCAAUUUUGUGGUUAUCAAAUAACUCGUGAGUAUUAUGUUAAUGAUCGUGGCGGGCAAAUUAUCUCAUUAGUUAAUUCGGUUUAUCAUUUUUACCAUGAAUUACAAAAUAUCCCCUUGUUGGACCCGAUAAAGAUAGAAUAUUCCGGGCAAGCGACCCAAGAAAUAGCAAAAAAAUUGAUAGAAAAAUGGGGGAAAAAGAAACAUUUAAGUUUGUUAGAAGAGUUAAACAAAAAAAGUUUAAUUUAUACUAAAGAAGGAGCAACUUUUUUUCGCAGUAGUCUAGCAGGAGAUGAUAAAGACCGAGUGAUUAUCAAACAAGAUGGAGCGGAUCAUCACGGUACUAUUGCUCGCUUGAAAAAAGGUCAAACGGAAAGAUUUUCUAAAAGAGCUGGUAAUACCAUUGAGCUGGAAGGUGCUUUGCAAUAUAUGGAUAUGGAUCAAUUAAAGUUUUUUUUAUUGGAGAAAGAUUCUAACCAACCUCUUUCUAUUAAUGCCGAAUUGCUAAAAGAAAAUAAAGAAAAAACUCGUCUUUACUACAUUCAAUAUGCCUAUGCUCGUUGUCACCAAAUUCUAAAAAAGGCUCAAGAAAAAGGUUUAGAAAAAAUUAGUUCUAAAAAUAUUGUUGAAGAAAACAAACCUCAUCAUUUAAUUCAUUAUUUAUAUGAGUUAUCCCGAACAUGA
Molecule: messenger RNA, 1317 nt
Organism: Funneliformis geosporum
Lineage: Eukaryota; Fungi; Glomeromycota; Glomeromycetes; Glomerales; Glomeraceae
Source: the annotation of a GenBank genome assembly